Molecule: messenger RNA, 5061 nt
Organism: Scleropages formosus (Asian bonytongue)
Lineage: Eukaryota; Metazoa; Chordata; Actinopteri; Osteoglossiformes; Osteoglossidae
Gene: ephb2b
Product: eph receptor B2b
Exons: 16
Coding region: 82-3036 (984 amino acids)
Biological process (GO): ephrin receptor signaling pathway; protein phosphorylation; axon guidance
Cellular component (GO): plasma membrane; dendrite
Molecular function (GO): transmembrane-ephrin receptor activity; ATP binding; protein binding
Source: RefSeq, a predicted model, not a curated record
CUUUCCGGACGCGUCUGCUCUGAAUGCCGGGCUUUUACACCUCUCUUCCGCCGUGUGAGAGUCGGUGAGGGGCGCGCACUGAUGGAUACGCUGUGGAUUUUGUGGAUGCUGCCCGCGGCGCUCGCUGUGGAAGAAACGCUUAUGGACUCCACAACAGCCACAGCCGAGCUGGGCUGGACCGUGUAUCCCACGUCCGGGUGGGAGGAAGUGAGCGGCUACGAUGAGAACAUGAAUACCAUCCGUACCUACCAGGUGUGCAACGUCUUCGAAAGCAACCAGAACAACUGGGUGCGCACUAAGUACAUCCAUCGACGCGGAGCCCAGCGCAUCCACGUGGAGAUGAAAUUCUCAGUUCGAGACUGCAGUAGCAUCCCAAACGUGCCGGGCUCCUGCAAGGAGACCUUUAACUUGUACUACUACGAGUCCGACUCAGAUGUGGCUACCAAGACCUUCCCGGCCUGGAUGGAGACCCCCUGGGUCAAAGUGGACACCAUCGCUGCCGAUGAGAGCUUCUCACAGGUGGACCUGGGUGGCCGGGUGAUGAAGAUUAACACAGAGGUGCGCAGCUUUGGCCCCGUUUCCCGCCAGGGCUUCUACCUGGCCUUUCAAGACUAUGGUGGCUGCAUGUCACUCAUCGCCGUGCGCGUCUUCUACCGCAAGUGCCCACGCGUGGUGCGCAAUGGUGCCAUCUUUCAGGAGACUCUUUCGGGAGCAGACGCCACCUCCCUGGUGAUGGCGUGGGGGGCAUGUGUGCCCAAUGCUGAGGAGGUGGAUGUGCCCAUCAAGCUGUAUUGCAACGGCGACGGUGAUUGGAUGGUGCCCAUUGGUCGCUGCAGGUGCAAAUCGGGCUAUGAGGCUGCAGAGAAUGGCACCGUCUGCAGAGCAUGUCCGUCCGGCUUCUUCAAACCAGCCCAGGGCGAUGACUCCUGCCUACAGUGCCCCAUCAACAGUCGUACCACCAGCGAGGGUGCCACCAACUGCGUGUGCCGCAACGGCUACUACCGAACUGACUCAGACCCUCUCCAGAUGCCCUGCACCACUGUACCCUCUGCGCCCCAGAAUGUUAUCUCGAUUGUGAAUGAGACGUCGCUGAUGUUGGAAUGGGUUCCGCCGCGGGAGUCGGGUGGCCGCGACGAUGUGGUCUACAACAUCAUCUGUAAGAGCUGUGGGGCAGGACGUGGAGGCUGCACACGCUGCGGGGACAAUGUGCAGUUCGUCCCCCGCCAGCUGGGCCUCACGGACACACGCGUGCACAUCAGUGACCUGCUGGCCCAUACGCGCUACACCUUUGAGGUGCAGGCUGUCAAUGGUGUCUCGGACCAGAGCCCGUACUCACCGCAGUACUCUGCUGUCAACAUCACCACUAACCAGGCCGCUCCGUCUACAGUGUCCAUCAUGCACCAGGUGAGUAGCACCGUGGACAGCAUCACGCUUUCCUGGUCCCAGCCAGACCAACCCAAUGGAGUCAUCCUGGAUUACGAGCUCCAGUAUUAUGAGAAGGACCAGACUGAAUACAAUUCAUCUACUGUGAAGAGCCAGACGAACACAGCCGUCAUUCGAGGCCUCAAACCGGGGACCAUCUACGUUUUCCAGGUGCGGGCCAGGACUGUGGCGGGGUUCGGACGCUACAGCGGCAAGAUGUACUUCCAGACCAUGACUGAAGAGGAGUAUAACGCCAGCAUGCAAGAGAAGCUGCCUCUCAUCAUCGGCUCUGCCGCGGCCGGUCUCGUCUUCCUCAUCGCCGUUGUGGUCAUCGUCAUCGUCUGCAGUCGGAGGAGGGGCUUCGAGAGGACAGACUCGGAAUACACAGACAAGCUCCAGCACUAUACCAGUGGCCACAUGACUCCAGGAAUGAAGAUCUAUAUAGAUCCUUUCACAUAUGAGGAUCCAAAUGAGGCUGUGCGAGAGUUCGCCAAGGAAAUCGACAUCUCCUGCGUGAAGAUUGAGCAAGUCAUAGGCGCAGGGGAGUUUGGUGAAGUGUGCAGCGGGAACCUAAAGCUGCCAGGCAAGCGAGAGAUGCUGGUGGCCAUCAAGACGCUGAAAUCGGGUUACACAGAGAAGCAAAGGCGAGACUUUCUAAGUGAGGCCAGCAUCAUGGGACAGUUCGACCACCCCAACGUGAUCCACCUGGAGGGUGUGGUGACCAAGAGCAGCCCUGUCAUGAUCAUUACUGAGUUCAUGGAGAAUGGCUCCCUGGACUCCUUCCUCAGACAAAAUGAUGGACAGUUCACAGUGAUCCAGCUGGUAGGCAUGCUGCGUGGCAUUGCCUCGGGCAUGAAGUACCUUUCGGACAUGAACUACGUCCACCGGGACCUGGCUGCCCGUAACAUACUGGUGAAUAGUAAUCUGGUGUGCAAGGUAUCCGACUUUGGUCUCUCCCGUUUCCUGGAGGAUGAUACAUCAGACCCAACCUACACAAGUGCCCUGGGCGGGAAGAUCCCCAUCCGAUGGACUGCUCCAGAGGCGAUCCAGUACAGGAAGUUCACAUCAGCAAGUGAUGUGUGGAGCUAUGGAAUUGUCAUGUGGGAAGUGAUGUCCUAUGGAGAGCGGCCUUACUGGGACAUGACCAAUCAGGAUGUGAUCAAUGCCAUUGAGCAGGAUUAUCGACUUCCGCCACCCAUGGACUGCCCCAGCGCCCUGCAUCAGCUCAUGCUUGACUGUUGGCAGAAAGACCGCAACAACCGGCCCAAGUUUAGUCAAAUAGUAAACAACCUGGACAAGAUGAUCCGCAAUCCCAACAGCCUCAAGGCCAUGACCCCUCUGUCAUCAGGUGUCCACCUGCCCCUGCUGGACCGCAGCGUGCCGGACUUCUCCAGCUUCGGCACAGUGGAUGAGUGGCUGGACGCCAUCAAGAUGGGACAAUACAAGGAGAACUUUGCAAAUGCCAACCUCAGCAGCUUCGAUGUCGUGUCUCAGAUGACCAUGGACGAUAUCCUCCGGGUGGGAGUGACACUAGCGGGCCACCAGAAGAAGAUCCUGAACAGCGUCCAGAUGAUGCGGGCUCAAAUGAACCAGAUCCAGUCUGUGGAGGUGUGACCCACAGGAGAGAGAGAAAGGAGUGGCGUUGAGAGGGGGCAUUGCUGGAUCCCGAGCCUGGUCUUCCUGUCAGACCUUCUGUCCUCCUGAAAUUCAUCUGCCUCAUGUGUCGCUCCACAACCUCUUCCAUCCAAACCUGUUUCCUGAAGGACAAGCCACACGACCGACGUGCCCUACAUCGCAACACCAAAACUGCGGGGUGGGGACUUGGAGGGUGGAGGCUCAGGGGGAGUCUGACUUCAUUUUCACGGACUUGUCUUUUUUUUUUCCAACUCUUUGAUUUUGUUUGUUCUUUUUAAUAACUUUCUAUUUUUUUUUUUUAAGAAAAAGCUGAGAAAACAAAUCUAUAUGACUGUAGAUUAUAUGAAUAUGUAAACAAAGCAAACUGAGUCUAGAGGCUACCCUUUAAAAGGGAAAGGAAGACAGACAAAUGGAGAAAAAGGAGACCUUGCACCAGCCACCACCCAACACCAUCUCAUUCUGAGUUCUUUUUAAUUAUUAUUAUUUGUGGGAAAUAUGUAAAUGAAGAGAGGUGCUGAUCCUCUUCUGAAGAAAAUCUAUGGAGCAAAGACUUUGCAGAAGAAACUGAGAGACCAGAAUUGCUCUCCUGUUGAUGAGAUUGGAGGGAAUAAAAAGCUUUUACCAUGAAAUGGAUCUUCUCUGGGCAGCCAUUGCCUCCAUAGACAGUGUUAGGGACCUCACUGAUACGUGAAUUUAAAUCCCUUAGACACAAAACAGGUUUUAAGACGUUAAAAGAGGAGUUUUCUUCCCAUUUCAAUGACUAAUCUCGAUCUGAAUGCGUGAAGUUUGUGAUUUUUGAAGAUUUCUUUCUUCUUUUUGCCACUGGACAACUACAGCGAUCCUUUAUUUUUCAAGCAUCAGUCUGCCAAAUGAAAAUCCUCCCUUCAUACCUCAGAUGUCAUCAUCCUGUACAUAUCAGAUGCACUUGAUAUUGUGAUGUCAUCACUACAAGCCUGACAUUGUCACUAAGCCUUGGCUGUGUACUGAAUUCAGGAAUUUCAUGAAUUGAUAAAUAAACAUUUUUAGAGAUAUUAGAGGGAGGGAAUUAUAUGCUGUCGUUAAUAUUUUUUUAAAUGUUAGUGGUGGACUUUUAAAAAUUGGUAACGUCAGUGGCAUCAUACCUUUUUCUUCCAGUGAUUUAUAGUAAAUCAUGGGCUUUUUCCCUACGCUGUCAACAUGGAGGGGAUCCUGAGUGCACGCAUAUGAACGUCUCGUUUCUGCUAAAAAACCCCUGACGUGGCAGAAGCAUGGGAGCCAGCAUCCGAGGGCACGUCGACAGAGACGUACAUCUGUUGCACACUGUUCCAUCCUGGCACGAGUUUAUGUCUCAAACAAGUACAGUAUUAGGGUUUUAAAUAUGAGAAAGACAAUGUCAUCUGCAUUGGAACAAUGGCGUGUUUUUCAUAAUUGUGCAGUGCUUUGCAGAUUUUACAGGUAGAUGGGUUUAUAUAUUGUGUAUCUAUUACUAUAGGGUUACAAUCUAGAAAGCACAGAUGUUAAUACACCUUCUUGGUGGUAAAAUGUGGCGAAGGAAAGCAUGAGGAAAAGAGGGGCUGGCCACAGUGAGCCAAGAAUUAAAUCCGUACAGCAGACUGGGAGCGACCCGACCUCGGCUCUGAGGAACGUCCAGCAGAGAGGACAAAAAGCUCAGCUUUGUCAACACCGGGUGGAAACUGACCUUUUCUUUAUUUGGAUGUUAAGAUGACCACAGAGGGAUUCAAACAGCUCAGAGUUUUACACUCACAUAUUUCUUCAGAUCUACAGGUCCUGAAAGUAAUUUGAGCUCAGAACUCUACCAAAGGGUGGAGCAGCGAUGGCGCUCUUUGGAUUGGAGACCAACUGCAUUCUGGUCUGGACAUUGCGCCCCAAGACUCUUCUUAUGUAAACUGUCAUAAAGUCCAAACGGUAAUUUAAUUCAUUGUAUAGACAUAUUUUGAUAUUUGGUAAUUAGCCUGGGAUUAGUAAAAAUGUACAGCUUGGUAUGUUUCCCCCCCCCCCCCCCUU